Molecule: messenger RNA, 951 nt
Organism: Diplodia corticola
Lineage: Eukaryota; Fungi; Ascomycota; Dothideomycetes; Botryosphaeriales; Botryosphaeriaceae
Product: esterase
Exons: 4
Coding region: 1-951 (316 amino acids)
Molecular function (GO): hydrolase activity
Source: RefSeq, a predicted model, not a curated record
AUGGCUCCCUAUCUUGACCCAGUAAAUCAAUCGUUUGUCCAUGCUCUUGCCAAGGCGGGGGCACCCCCGCUUCAAGAGCUCCAAUACGACGAGGCGAGAGCAGUACUCGAAGGAUUGCAGCAACACGAGCCGUCUCAAGACGUGCUUCGUGAGAAGAUCGAUGCGCCUGUUGGAAGCAGCGGCACCGUGAAGACCGUCCUCUUCAAGCCCGCAAACGCCAGCACUCCACUUCCGCUCGCUUUCUAUUUUCACGGGGGCGGAUGGAUUCUCGGAAGCCCAAACACCCAUGACAGCCUCGUGAGCGACCUGGUACGCGAGGCUGGGUGUGCUGUUGCUUUUCCGUACUACUCGCCUGCGCCUGAGGCUCAGUUCCCGCAGCAAUUCGACGAAGCUUACGCCGCGGUGGAGUAUUAUGUCAAAAACGGCGCCAAGCACGGCCUGAAAACCGACAAGAUUGCCUUUGCUGGCGAUAGCGCAGGGGGGCACAUGGCCGUUGCAAUGUCAACCCUGGCGGCUCGAAAGAAGUUGCCUGCGGCUGUCAGCUAUCAGGCGCUCUUCUACCCCGUCGCAAACAUACUCGAAGAAAGCGACACAUACUCGACAUUCCAUGACGGGCCGUAUCUUGGCGCCCCUCUCCUGCGAUGGAUGAAGGAUGCUUUCAUACCCAAGGACGAUGAUAGAUUGAGCAUUCUGGCCUCUCCCACUCUGAUGACCAAGGAACAAGCCGCCACUCAGCCACCAACGCUCAUCAUCACUGCGGCCGUCGAUCCGCUCCUCCGAGAGGGCAAAGAGCUUGGGCAUCUGCUCCAGCAGGCUGGCGUGGAAGUGGCGAUUCUCGAGGCAGACGGUCAGAUCCAUGAUUUUGUGAUGCUGGAGCCCGUCAGGAAGAGCGCGACGGCCGUGGCCUGUGUUGCUCUGGCGGCUUCGGGGAUCAGGAAGGCGCUUUCUUAA